Planococcus citri (citrus mealybug) is the source of this 2097-nucleotide messenger RNA. Its product is annotated as sialin-like. Gene Ontology annotation, molecular function: transmembrane transporter activity. The record is from RefSeq and is a predicted model, not a curated record. Gene Ontology annotation, cellular component: membrane. Bases 578 to 2080 code for a protein of 500 amino acids. Lineage: Eukaryota; Metazoa; Arthropoda; Insecta; Hemiptera; Pseudococcidae. Gene Ontology annotation, biological process: monoatomic anion transport; transmembrane transport. The transcript is spliced from 10 exons.
UAAUAUUGCCAGAGUCAGAAAGCGAUAAUGAGCACCAAUACUCUACCUAUUACAUGGGCUUUUGGUGAAAAAAACAUGCUGCGAAUAGUGUGUCAAUCGCGAUAUUUCUUCCAAGUUCAACUUUGAAUGAACCUUGAGCUAAAAUAUGUAGCAACUCAAUCCCAACACUCUCUGUUGGUGAAUUACUUAACACGUGAUACAAAAGCACCACAGAUAAGGACAAAAGUAAUUCCUCAGAUAGCAAACCAUUAGGUCAUCUGUCAACAGAGUAUCCCUUUUGUUAAGCUAAUCAGGAGCCCUUCGAGCACACUUCAAAAUUUCUAACCUGCUUUUACUAUCACUCGACGAUCUAAAGUAACAUAAAAGUUGUUUUUUUCUUCUUAAUGGUUUCGUUAAAGUGUGCCCGUUCGAUGAGUACGUAUUCGAAGUACCUGUGGGAUUGUUUUGUCGAAAGUCAACUUUACGAACAAAUUUUCAAAUCGCGUUCAGUUCAACUCUGUCAAGUUUUUUAAUGGUGAAAUUUUGUGUUGGUUGAGAAUAAUUAGAUCUAUCCUACGCAUGGUAUGGGGAAAAAGUGAUGAUUGAAUGUACAUAUCUGAUCAUCAUUGAAUGUGAAAUGGAAAAAAUAUACAACAACGAACGACAAAUUUCAGUAAAUCUUCUGGAAAAUCAAAGUGACCCAUCAAAAAAAAUCUUUACGAUACCAGAAGCGCCUCCACUAUGGUUAUCGAGACGAAUGCUCGUGGUGAUGGUAUUAUUUUCGUGUUUGGUUGUCUCCCAAAUCUUACGCAACCACAUGAACAUCACAGUCGUCGAAAUGACAUCGAAUAAAACGAUCGUAGAAGGGAAUACCACUAUUAUACAACCUGCGGACUAUGAUUGGGAUUCUACGAAAGUCGCAUUGGUCAUCAGCAUGUUCGCAUACGGCGGUCUAUUUUCAUUUUUCGGCGGAUUCAUCGUCGACAGAUUCGGAGGAUCGGUUACUUGCGCGAUUUGCAUGAUCAUUUCUGGUAUCGCAACUUUGCUGCAUCCAAUAGCGCUGCAACUAAGCUUCGAUGCAUUUUUGGCGUGCAGAUUCGUAACGGGAUUAUCGCAGACAUUCUUUUACAUCAGCGUAAUUGAAAUGUACUCGCGAUGGUUCCCCAAGAAAGAAAGGUCGAGGCUGGUAUCGUUCAGUUUCAAUGGAUCAAACGCCGGAGUAGCUCUUGCGUAUCCUGUCAGCGGAUGUUUAGGCUAUAGAUUCGGUUGGAGAGUGGUGUUUUAUGUUAUUGGUGUAUUGCCGUUAAUAAUGUCGGUAAUAGUUCUAACCGUUGUGAGAAAUCUGCCUUCUCAAGACAGACGGAUUUCCAGAGUGGAACUAGAAUACAUACUCAAAGAAACUAGUAUUAGAGAAAAAACAAAAGUCAACAACCCUUAUAAAGAUAUUUUCACAUCGGGGCCAUUCUGGUCUUUAUGUUGUGCAAUGUUCACUUACAUGUGGAUAGCAACCAAUUUGGGAGUAACUUUGCCUUUAUAUGUCAAUGAUCUGACGCAGAAGAAUAGCGAAGAAGUAGGUUGGAUAUCUUCGAUUCCUAGCGUUGUCUACACUCUUAUGUUUCCAUUUGCCGGGAUUUUAAUGGAUUAUUACAGUAACAAAGGGGUUAUUACGUUAACUCGAAUGCAUAAAAUAAUGAUAAGUAUAGCUUUCCUUUCAGCUAAUAUUUUUUUUAUAACGAGCACUUUUAUACCUGAUUUAUCAAUAACGUUGGGAUUUUUCGUAUUGAUCGAUAUGCUGAUGUCUUCAGUACCCCUAAUAAUCGAAAUUAAUACGGUUAGCCUAUCUCCCGAUCAUGCCGGUAUUGUUGGUAGCCUAGUGACAUUUUCUUUCUCAGUAAGCGCUAUUGCUGCUUCAACCGUCACUGGGUUCUUGAUCUCAAAUCACACAAUAACCGAAUGGAACCGAUGCUUUUAUCUGGCAUCUGUAAUCGCAAUACUCGGAGCAAUAAUAUUUGUAACAUUUGGUUCCAGUGAAUCUCAGGUUUGGUCACCGUCAAAAAAAAACAAUGAAAACAACAAUAUGUCUGAUAUGGAUUCAAAAUAAAUAUUCAUUUGCAAGAA